This is a messenger RNA of Cavia porcellus (domestic guinea pig), 4667 nucleotides long. RefSeq names its product small integral membrane protein 13 (gene Smim13). The coding region runs from base 519 to 782 and encodes 87 amino acids. The record is from RefSeq and is a predicted model, not a curated record. The transcript has 2 exons. Lineage: Eukaryota; Metazoa; Chordata; Mammalia; Rodentia; Caviidae.
ACUCCAUCUCCCAGCCAUCCCCGCGCCGCGGCGGAGGCGAGCGGAGGGGGCGCUUGGUGCUAGACUGCUACACCGGGAGGGGGGCUUGGUCUGAGCGGCAGCCGCGACUGCCGCCUGGAGACGUUGACAUCCGGCUUCCCUUGGGACCGAGAGAUUCGCCCGCGGGCGGCAGCCAGGGCCUUGUGGCUGCCGUGCGUCUCCGUGCUCGCUCUCUCCUCAGACGCGCAGCGUCCGCCAUGGAAGCGCAUCCGGCCACCGCCGGGGUCUCCGGGCGUCGCGGCCCCGGCUCCCCGGAGCGAUGAGAGGGUAGGGGCGCCCCGUUCCGUCCGCCCCCGAGAGAAGGAGGGUUGGGGAUCGGCCGCGCCGCAGUUCUAGCCUCCGUGCUCUCCCCGCCCCGGGGGUGCUGCCGACGGGUGCCCGCCGCCCAUGCCGUCCCGCGGCCGCGCAGCCCACCGCUGAAGCCCGCGCAGUACUGCCAGCUGGCCGUGCCCUGAGGCCGCUACCCUUCUCGGCUCAAGAUGUGGCACCACGUGGGGCUGACCCUGCUGGUGUUCGUGGCCACGCUGCUGAUCGUCUUGUUGCUGAUGGUGUGCGGUUGGUAUUUUGUUUGGCAUCUAUUUUUAUCUAAAUUCAAGUUUCUGCGGGAACUGGUGGGAGACACAGGAUCCCAGGAGGGGGAUCAUGAGCCUUCGGGGUCUGAAACUGAAGAAGACAGUUCGUCCUCCUCGUACAAGAUGAGAUCCGCACGCUACCGGAGGGCACCUGCUGACGAAGGCCACUGACUUCAGACGAGGUCCUUCAUUAGUCCACGGCAAAAGGCAGCUGUGAGCCUCUGUCUUUAGCGACCUCACUUUGAAAUUUGCUAAAAGACAGAAGAACAUUUAAACUUGGAUUUUAUAUCCAGUUGAAAAAGAAAUUUAUAUGUAAGCCAUACAGGAAAAAAGGGAAUUGAAACCAAAUUGGGCCAUGAAAAUGUCACCUUAAAGGUAAUAUUUUGCUUCACUAACUUUCUGCUUAACACACUUAGUCCUUGGCUCUUGGGCAUUGUUUUUUUUUUUUUUUUUUUUUUUUUGCACUGGUGUGAAUCUGGCAAAAUUUUCAGGCUUGAAAAAACAAUUUUUUGGGGUCAUAAAAUGUACUCUUCAUAUUUUAAUGCGUGUGAAAUUUGGGUGCACCUCAUUACUGUCACCCAGGUGAUAGUCAUAUAAUUAUCCUAGCUUGAGCAUGUGUGAAUUUACAGCUUGUCAUACUGUCAUCACCUUUGCGGAUGUGUGUUGUUGGCAUCAAAUGUGUCAGGUUUAAAGAGGGUGUUAAGAUGUCUUCAGAAAGCUUGCACUGUGACUCAGCCUUGAAACGAAAGGUUAUCACAUAUGUAGAAAAGCAUGGAAAUGGAGCUGAGCACAUACAUUUGAGCCAAGUGAAGCAAAUGUUCAUUGUUGGAGGAAUGAUUGAAACACCGUAUUUUCUUGCAAAGCACCCACAAAGUACUUUAUUGGACAUAAGCCAGGAAGAUGCUCACAAGUAGAAGAAGCUGUGCUACGGUCUGUCAGAGAGGCACAUGCAAAAGGAUUGCCUGUCAUGGGCCAGGAGAAAUUGCCAAAACCCUCUGAAUCGAUGACUGAGCAGCGAGAGGCUGGCGUGACCUGAUGCAUGUGUUGAGCAGGACCAUCGUUACGACAGCAAACAUCCUUUUUCCAAAACUUCCCACCGACAGCAAACAGUACCCAGCUGAGACGCGCCCUGCAGUGCUUGCCAUCACCAGCACUCUUGCCGAUGCCCAGGGCUGUGUUGUGUGGGGAAGUGCAGACCCCGAGGAUGUGCCCUGAAAAGUACAUCAGAGAAGUGGGGCUGGAAAAUGGGAGGUUAUGGUUAUAACUUACCCAGUUUAUCUCACACAUUUGUAAUGUAUGCGCAAGAUUGACGUGAUUAAAAUCUGUUUCAAAGCACUGCUACCACAAAUAUAAAAUAAGCAUUUUUCUGAGAGGUGAGGCAGCUGGGUCAUUGUGUGAUGGAUGGACAGUGAUGCGGACUGUGCAUCUUAACAACUGAUAGGAUCUUAGGUAAUGGUAGUUGAAAAUUUGUUUUUCAUUUUAAGACAGCAUUACAAUAUUUCAAUUGUCAUCGUCUAUGAAAUGGUUUUUUUGGUUAAUCUAUUAAAAAAUCUAGAGUAGCAUUUUAGAAAUCUUAAGAACCAUCUUCUACUUCAGGAAGACUGAGCUUCGUCACUCCCUUAUGUAGGAGGAUUUUAUGCUCCAGGCAUAUGUUAUGGAGAAAAUACUUCUCCGCAGACAGUGACAAGACCUCCAAGAUCCUGGGUGUUGAAAAAGUGUGGCUGAAACUACCUGUUUGACUGUAAAGAGAUUCUUGCCGGGUGUCCGUGUUUGUCUUAACUGAAUUUUGGACUAGCACUAGUGUGAGAGAGAUAGGAAUUGAAGAACUUUUCAGUGUAGUAGUCCCUGCUUUGUACAAGAAUGAAAUGCAAAGCCAACUUAUUUUAUGAAUCUGUGUUCUUCUUAUGUUUUUAGCCUUUUGUCUCAAGAACUAGUUAUCACCUCUGUUUCACGGGGGUGUUUCAGUGUUUGAUACCUCAUUCUUCAUGCUGACAGUUUUGUUUAUUAACAGCUCACUGGCUCUUCCCCACGUUGUAUUCCUCAUGAAAACCUCUUUGCUGAUAUUGUACUAGAAGGGAAUUGACAGGGCAUAACUGUAGUUUUUAUAUUUGCUGGGGGAAGAUUCCCAGCAGCUGAGAAUGGGGCACAGUCAUGCUGUCUUCACUUCUGUACUGGUUGUAAUGUGACUGACUAGGGCAUAAAAAGCAGUGAGUGACACGUGUCUAGCAUUAAUUGUAAUGUUUCAUGUUUUACUAGUGCUAAAUAGCACAUUGGAAUCAUCACCAGAUGAAAAUGUUCAACAGCGUUUGGGCCCGAGAGCUUGUUUAUAUUACAUUUUUCAGCCUGAUGUUUUGAGCUCUGGAUUUUGUUUUACGGUGGAUGUCUAAGUUAUAGAUAAUAAUUGUUACUGUUGAGCUUCCUGUUAUGUCAGUAUUAAAGAAUGAUGGCUGAUGUAACCCUCUUCCCUCAAAUCUGUAGUUGUGCCCAAAUUAAUACAAGUUAAUCCAUGUAAAGCUCUGGAUGUUGGGCAUUAUUUAUUUAUGCUUUAAGCAUAUCUUGUUUUAUACGAUUUUAAGAAAUGUUCUCGUUAACUUACUUGAAAUAUAUACCUAAAAACGUUAAUCGCUCAUACUCCUUGGGGAGAGAGUGAAAAGAAAUGACUGAUGCCAAUAUGAAUAGUUUAUAGACAAGUCCUUUAUUUAAGCCUUUUUCUUUUCAUGCACUUGACCUUCUAUAGUAUGUGUGUCUAAGGCCAAUAUUACAGGGAAGAGAAAUGUUAAUGCAGAAUUAGUUAUGUUAUGUGAUAUGGUUUUCCAUCCUUUUUCCUGUUUUAAUGCUUUUGUAGAUGAAUUUACCAGAAUGCCAUUACAGUAGCAUUUUCAGUCUCAGUGAAAAGUGGAAUAGACUGUGGUUGAUAUUAACAUUAAAAAGUUAUGAGCAUUAAAAUCAUAAAUGUUAGACUCUUGCUUGAACUCUUCCCAAAAAUGGUAGUGAACAAAUAUGCCAUGUUUUUGAGGAUUAAUUCUAAAAUUAAGGACUCAUGUAAGUGUCUCAUUUCUUUCUUACCCAUCCAAAUCUUUUGCCUCUGAAACUUUUUGUGAAAAUUGCCUGUAUGGUAGUGCUAUUCAGAUUUUAAGCCAAAAACACUAAAUAUUUGUAUAGCAUGUUUAAAUGAGGUUUUGAAUAUUUACGUCAAAUUGAAAAUAAGACUCUUAAUGGAUGUUCAUAGUGGACAUAAAUGUGUGGUAGACAGCUACUUCACAGACAUGUUAACCCUUUUCUUUAGAUGUUACUAAGUUUAAGAAUCAUUUCAAAUUAUUUGGCUGGAAGUUUAGAAUAUAUAAAGUAAUGAGUUCACAAAAUAAGGCGUCUAAAAUGUGUCGAAGAUUUUAAAGUAGUGCAUUUUUCCUCUUAACAGUAACACUUUUUGAAGUUACUAUAGACAUCAUUGAUGCAAUCUUUUUUAAAGUCAGUUUUUCUUAAAAGGUAUGUUUUAUGUAAUGUGUAAUCAGUUAACUAGAUUUUGCCUGGUAAUCUAAGUGCUUUUAUAUUUGAAGUUGACUUUAAAAAGCCAAUGAGCAGUCCUCAGAGUUGAUAGUCUCUCAGGCAACUAACAGGUUAGCGUUCAGUUAGGGAGUCUAGAAGUAAAGCACUUUGCAUCGUCUGGUUUUAGAGCGUCCCAGAGUUUUACCUUACAGUGAAGUUACACUUCCUGUUUGUUUGUUGUGUGCCGUUUUAUGAGGAGUGUUUAACGUUAGCCUCCAGCUGAGUUCUAUGCAUAACAUUUACCACAUGCUGCUGAUGAGGUUCUCACAGGAAGCCUCCUGUGCUGUGCUCUGAUGCAGGGUCACCUUGCUGCUUGACAGAUAGGUUUGUAAGGAAUUAGCACUGUGUGUGUUAACAGUACCUUUGUGUAACAAGAUGUAAAAUUGAAGAUGAGGAAUGUGGCGCAAAUGAUCAUUCAGUGUUUGUUAAAUUGCUCAGUACUAUAUCUAAGCUGUGGUUGGUAUGUUUUAACUUUCAUGGCACAGAAUAAAUUGAAAUGAAAACAAACAA